This is a messenger RNA of Penicillium canariense, 1110 nucleotides long. RefSeq names its product alkene reductase. The record is from RefSeq and is a predicted model, not a curated record. The coding region runs from base 1 to 1110 and encodes 369 amino acids. Lineage: Eukaryota; Fungi; Ascomycota; Eurotiomycetes; Eurotiales; Aspergillaceae. The transcript has a single exon. Gene Ontology annotation, molecular function: FMN binding; NADPH dehydrogenase activity.
AUGCCUCAGUCACGCCUUUUCAAACCCCUUAAGAUAGGCGAUGUGAAUGUUGAGCACCGCAUCGGAAUGGCUCCACUCACUCGCUUUCGAGCAACCGAGGACCGAGUACCGACACCCUUGAUGAAGGAAUACUACGGCCAACGGGCCGCUGUGCCCGGUACCCUGAUCAUCACCGAGGGAACCUUCAUUUCGGCAACCUGUGGCGGCUUCCCCCACGCACCAGGACUUUGGCGCAGUGACCAGAUCGCUGCUUGGACAACAAUUACCGAUGAAGUCCAUAGCAAAGGUUGCUUUAUAUUCUGUCAGCUAUUCGCAAUGGGCCGUGCAGCCGACGUCGAAGUAGCUCGAAAGGAGGGUUGCGCCAUAGUCGCACCAAGUGCCAUUCCGAUGGAAGAAGGCGCCGCAGUACCCAACCCUAUGACCAUCGAGGAAAUUGAGCAGUUGGUUCAGGACUUCGUCGCAGCUUCGAAGAACGCCAUUCAGGCGGGAUUUGACGGCGUCGAGAUUCACGGUGCAAAUGGUUAUCUCCUCGACCAGUUCAUUCAAGAUGUCAGCAACAAACGCCACGACGAGUACGGUGGUAGUGUGGAGAACAGAUCUCGUCUUCUCAACGAUGUUGUCGAGUCUGUCGCUAAUGCCAUCGGUCCUAAACGCGUCGGGCUUCGCCUGAGUCCCUGGAGUACAUUUCAGGGCAUGAGAAUGGAGAAUCCGAUCCCACAGUUUACGGAUGUUAUCAAAAAGGCCGGCAAGUCAGAUAUCGCAUAUCUCCACCUCAUAGAGUCACGGAUUUCCGGCGCCAUGGACUACGAUUCCCAUGACCAACUCGAUUUCGCAUACAAUAUCUGGAAUGGACCUCUCCUUGUUGCGGGAGGGUACACACCGCAGGAGGCACAAAAGCUCGUGGAUGAGCGUUAUCCGGACAAGAAUAUCGUAAUUAUUUUUGGCCGGUUUUUCAUUUCAAAUCCGGAUCUUAUAUAUAGAAUGAGGGAGGGACUGGAGCUCAAUGCGUACAAUAGGGAAACCUUUUAUGCCUUUCAGUCAGCGGUGGGCUAUUUGGAUUACCCAUUUAGCAAGGAGUAUCUGGGAAACGGGCAGGCAAUAUCUCAUUAG